UAGAUUAUAGAAGACAUUUUCAGGAGUAGUCUGCAGUGUAUACAUAAAUCGCUAAGUAAAAACUUUUUAGAAAAAGAAUUAUAAUAUAUUGAGAACCAGAUGUGUAUUUUCUCCUUUACUUAGUCUAUAUGUCAUGUAGAUACUAAUAACUUACUAUAUGGAUGUAUCUGCAUACGUUUUACAGAGCACAGAACAUUUAUGUGUUUUAAGUAUAGGCCAUAAGUUUCGUGGUUGUAAGGAGUUUUAAAAUGUAACUGAGACAGAAUAUCCUUUCAAAGGGACAUAAAAUGGGGUUAAACUGCAGAUAUAAACACUGCAAUAUAGGAUAUCUGUAGGUGUCAUAUGUCGACUCACACAGUUAGUGAAGGUCAGUAAAACCGUUCUAAUUCCUACAGCUGAGCGGAAUGUAUAAAAAGUAAAAAAUCAGUUUUUACAUGGCAGUGAUUCUAGACCAUCGUUAACCCUAAAUUCCAUUUUUUAAAUAUUUUUCUUCUGUCUUCUAUAACUUGUUUUGAUUAAAAGACAAAUAUAAAGGCCACAGACUAAAUACAAGCAAUUCCAGUGUUAUAAAUAUCACAGCAUAAUGAAAUGAGGAGGAUUACUUUUCUUAGCUGAAGACUAGCAAGAACUGUGCUUUAGUAAGUGAGAAUUCCUCUCAUUUCCAGUCAAACGUUUCACAUUUCCUUGAAUUAAGUAGGUUUUGAUUUCUCAAACUGAUACUGUCUGAUUAGAUGAUAAUUUGUAGCUGGGAAGCUUUCAGGAAGUUUCUUGCUGUUUUCAGAGAUAAAAUGCUCAAAUUACACAAAUUAUGUGCUUGAGUAUUUACCAGACCUUUUUAUGCACUGUUCAUUCUGCAUCUGGUUUUGACUUUAAAAAAAAUUGUGGUUUUUCACUGUUGAAGGAAUAAUCUUUGGAGUAAAGUAAACCAAGCUGAAGAAGGAAGUCAUACCUCAAGUAAGGGGACAUAAUAUUCCUCAGCAAAUACGACAUUAUUUAAAACAGUGCAUGAUGAACUUGGCCCAUUAUGUGCAGUCUUCGUCUUCCGCUGAAGGAACUGCUGGUGACUGUAGCUGUGAGUUAGACACUGGACUUACAGUAAAUGUUGCUGAUGUGGCAAAUGAUCUGAUCCUCAGGCAGAUUCUGCCAGAGUAUGCUCUAGUCUUGCACUUCUGCCCUGAGAAUGGUGGGUGUCUUUGUCCAGGUGGCCAAUAUUGUCAGGACAAUAAAUCGAUGUUCUUUCUUCUCUGGCUGGGAGGAAGUGUGGAGGAGGGAAGAUGGUCUUCCUUCCAGAGAUAUUGCCUUUGCCAUAGUGAUAGAAAAAGCUGAUGAAAAAAAAAAAAGGCAAAACAGAAGGGUCAGAAAACUUAUGGCAAAGGAAAAACAAUGAGAAUAUUGUAUAUGUCAGGACUCUGGUUGCCAUUUCGUAAACAACCUUCUUCCUAUUUUGUAUAUUUUACUUGGAUAUCCUGUUUCUUUCUUUAUCCCUUGUGUGACACUGGGAUUCUGUGAAGGACUGGCCAUAGAAAGUUUUCAUCUAUGGUUUAUUUGUGGAGAUUUUCCUGCUAAAAUUGAGAAAUGUUUAAAGAGUGAUAAUAGAUGUUACUAAAAUGGUAAAUGCCAACUUUCUUCCAGGAGAAGAAUGGAAAGAAAAUCAACAGAAAAUAGUGAUAUGCAUUAGAGUUUUACUAUUUCAUAUAUUUCAUUUGAAACAUCUUUGCAUUUUGAGAUCAGUUUUGACAUGAUCUUUAAGUUGUGUUGCAAAGCCAACUUCUACUCUUUAGGUAAAGGUACUCUUUCUGAUAAAAUUUGCAAAUUUUUGUACUAUGGCAAAGAGCCUUCUGAGCUACAGCCAAGCUUGGUGCUUGAGCCCUGGGCUGAGUGGUGCAGCAUAGCAGGAGCUCAUCUAUAAAGUAUCUAACAAUCGUAUUCCUCAUGACUUCAGUUACACCAAUCCUUGUUAGCAAAGUCACUUUUUAGCCUUUGAGUCAUUCCAAUUUGCAGCAGUAGUAAAUGAGAUGCGUUCAAUGUUAAGAAAGGUAAGACCUUGCACAGCUGAAGAGAACAAUGCGAUGUCUAAUAGUAUAUCGAGAAGAUUCUCUGUUCGAGUCCAUUGGGAUUUAGACUAAGCCAGAAUGAAAACUUAAGUAAGAAGGGAACAUGAUUAAUUUAAGGAAAAUUUUAGAGGCAGGUGCCAACAGGCAGCUUUGUAACAGUUGUAGUGCAAAGUCACCGAAUGGCAAGGCAGCCAAAAUGGGGUGACAGGACUGUGAGGUGGCUUGGGAGUAAUGCAUUAGCAGCAGUUGGCAGGCUGUGCAAUUCAAAAGUUUGACAGAGUCUCUGUGCAAAAUUGGGAUGCUCAGAAGAGCUCAUUUGAUAAAGUUCAGUGGCAUUCUAGAUUCAGGAAUGACUGAGAUGAUUGUUUUGCAGUUACAUGGAGAAAAAGAUUUUGCAGUAGUAGUGCAAAAAUAAAGCAGCAGAGUUGGGUUUAGAUUGGCAGAACAGAGCAGGUGAUUCCUGAGUUCUAACUGAACUAGUGUUAGUUAAUACUAUUAAUUUCUGUUUUUCAGUGUUGUUUAGAAUAAGACUUUGAAAGGCUACAAGCUUUAGAAAUACAUGUCAGUAAAUUUGUAUUUCCAAAGCUCUUAGAUAUUUCUUUCCAUUUACUCAUACAAUUUUUCUUGUAUUGAAUUAUGCUCUCAAAAACACAGAUUCAGUGCAAAGAGGCCAUCUCUCUCUGAGUCCCUGUGUAAGGAACUUGUAUGACUUGUGCUUCCACCAUUCUCAAGCUUUUAUCUUUUAAUCUGCUUUUGGCCAGUUUCAGAGAUGAGAUUCUGGCUUGAAAAAAUUCUGACUGGUUGCGGGUGUUUAUAUAUUCUGAUAAAAAUCUAAGUUUGAUUAACCAAAGCCUUAGUGGAGUGUCAAAGCCUGGAUACAUUAUCUGUCCAUCUCUGUCUCCUUAUAACAACUAACUGAUGAGCACAUUCAAACAGGAUUUGAAUUGGAAACGCUGGAGAUGGGGGAAUUGGAGUGAGAUCUGGAGAACUAGCUAGCGUCUGGCCUACUUUCCAUGAUUCUUACCAGAUUCAGAGGAAUAUUGAAUUGGCUGGAAAAACCCUCUUCCUCUUGCAAAGCAGACCUUUAUGUCAAAAUUUUUGGUGUAGAGUGCCUUUCUUUUAAUAUAUGAUGGAAAAGAUAAAAGCAAAGAGUUCAGAACAUAAGGGAGAAAGAGCAGCAACAGAACUUAUGUAUGAAAAGUUUCCUUUCGGUGUAAGAAGGUAAAAAGUGUAACCUCCAAUACAAAAUAUGUAAUAUAUUUUGUAAUAUAUGUAAAUAAGAAUAAGAGAAUAAAAAUAUUCUCUAUAAUAGUUUUUUCUGCUGUAUGUGGUAGCACCCUUUGUUCUUUUAUUUCAGCUACUUCAUAAGACAAACCAGUUUUACUAAAUUAUGUGAGAUAUUGAAGACAUACUAUUUAAUAACGUUCCAGAAUUUUAUUUAUAUCUAUUUCCUGUUUUCCAUUUUUUCCAUUUUUUGUUCUUUUAUCUACUUACAUUAUUUACUGUGUUUUGUGAAGCAACUCUAAGUGAUUCCUGGUUUGUCAGGGAAGAUUUUAAGUUUUAGCAUAAGAACAACUUAUGGUGUUUGAAAGUAUUUGUUUUACUACUCUUUUGAAUAGCCUCUCAUUAUGUGAACCCUGGAAAUUUAACAAAGAAAUUAGUGCCAGGGCUGACAUUCACAUAUACCUUGAGUAGUAAGUUUCUCGGAGAAGAGCCUGUAGAAUUUAUUUCUAUGUAAAGCACUAUUAUAUUGACAGGAAUGGUAGAUUUCAUUUCUUUUUAACAGCAAGAUCUUAAAGCUGCCUCGGGCUCCUGGGUAAUUCCUACAUAUUCCUGUGGAAAGCACAAAGCUGCUGUCGCUGUUCCCGAACACUUCUGUGUGUUGUAAACCCAGAUGUGACAAUACAGCCUAUACUUGCUUUCACUCCAGGCUCUUGACAUUCCAUGUGCUUGAGGGAGCUCUCUGAAUAAUGUAAACAUUUCUCUUUUGAGAUGCAGGGAGCAAUCACAGCCAAGAUGAAACCGAAAGCUCUCAGUCCCAUAUCGAGUUAGGCUUGUGUUGUGUUUAACCUUCGGUGACCUUAAGGAGUUACCAUGAAAUUGUUGCAACUGUAAGUUGUUGUAACUUGGUUAUCAUGAGAUUACCAAGAAGUCACAGACCACUUCUUGCUUGGUUUCAUGUCCCUAUUUCUGCUAAUUAGAUCAUGACAGGAUUUCCAGUUAUUCACAGUGGUUUGCUUCACAGCUGUGUGCUAGAACAGUGCUAUUCACAGUCUAAUAGAUAAUUGUGCCUGUCAGUGAAAACACUAACUUGGUCGUCUGAGUUUUUGUCUUAGUUUUCCAUCUAAGAAAGCUUCGGAAGGAUAAACCGAAUCCUAAAUGGAGUAUCAUACAAUACGAGUCCUGACAAAAACAGGUGAAUACCAUAAUAUGAAAUGCAUUCAUUGAAAUGAUAAAUUUUAUUAAGAAGAAUAAGAAAACAAAAGAUCGAGGUACCAAGUCACCGUGCUACUUGAUAUCCUGCAUAGAGAAAGAUGUUACAGAGGGACAUACAUGUACCUCAUGACUGAAGAAUAGGAAGGAGAUGGGAAAUAGGGACGUGACUGAUUCACAGGUGCAUUGGAGAGCGGCUGCUGUUAAAGCUUUUGAAAUGGAGAUUAUACCUGCUAAUAAAAUUGUUGCCCAAAUUGGAGAAACGCUUGUACUCACAUGCAAUACUACUGGCUGUGCAUCACCAAGUUUUUCCUGGAGAACACAAAUGGACAACCCCCUUGGAGGAACAGUGAACAACCAUGGGACAUACUCUACCUUGACUAUGAAUCCAGUUAGUGUUGUGAAUUCUCAUGAUUAUCUGUGUACUGUCUUCUGUGAUAAGAAAGGGAAAAAAGAGAAGAGUGUCAAAGUUGAACUUUACUCUUUCCCCAGUGAUCCUAUCAUUGAGAUCAGCCCAUCCUCAGUUGCUGGAGAAACAGUCACUGUCAUCUGUAAAAUUCCUGAUGUGUAUCCUUCUGAGCACCUGGAGCUAAUCCUAAAGAAAGAGGAACAUGUUCUUCACGAAAAAAAUUUUUAUGGAGAUGACAGCACAAAUACAGAGACCAAAACUGUGACAUAUUCAUUUAUUCCCAUGGCUGAAGAUAUUGGGAAAGAGAUUACCUGUGUGGCCAAGUUACCGGUUCCUUAUAUGGACUUUAAACCCAAAGAAAGACUAUCUUCUCAGAAACUGAAUGCAAAUUUUGGUCCACAAAAUACUGUCAUUACUGCAUCUCCAGGCAACUCACCAAUGGAAGGAGACUCUCUAAAACUCACUUGUGCGACUGAGAGCAACCCACCACCACAAAUAGUUUGGAGAAAACAUUUGGCUGACGAAAGCAUUCAGCAUCUGAUAAAAAACAAUGUCCUUUCUAUUCCCCAUGCCCGUUUCAGUGAUUCAGGACUGUACAUCUGUGAAGUAAUUAAUCUGGUAACUAAUAGAACAGAGACUGCAACUGUGGACAUUGUUAUACAAGGUGCUCCAGUCAUUACAGAGCUCUCCAUUGAGCCUUCUACAACAGUUCAAGAAGGAGAAAAUGUUUCCAUACAAUGUUCUGCUGAGAGUAACCCUCCUCCCAAGAUUAUUUUAAGGAGAAAAUCUGACAGUGCAGACAUGGAGCCUUUCAGUGCAGGGAGCAUUCUCCUUCUUCCAUCUGUGAUGUUCCUAAAUGGAGGAGGCUAUGAAUGUGUAGCAGAAAAUAAGUUUGGGAACAGUAAAAGUGAAAUAACACUUAAUGUGGAAUAUGGACCAAAGAAUACAAUGAUCUCUGUUAUCCCUGCUACUGCUGUUAAAGAAGGAGAAACUGUGGUGAUGAAAUGUACUAGUUCUGGCAAUCCAUCUCCUGUGAUCUCUUGGAAGAAAAAGAAAGCCACUGGGGAGUUUGAGAAAAUUUUUAAAAAUGCAACUUUAACUAUACAGAACUUAAAAAGUCAUGAUCUGGGGCUUUACGAAUGUGAAGCUUAUAACCAACUUGGCAAGGAAGAAAAAGCUGUGAAAUUAUUUGUCCAAGCAAGAUUGGAAAACCCAGAUCAGAUGUUACCACUGAUUAUUGCAUUCUCCUCUGUAGCAGCGGUAGCAGUACCUGUAGUUGCAAUUUUGAUCUACGUGUCAAGAAAAGCAAAGAUAAAUGGAUCCUACAGUCUUGUAAAAGCACUCAGGUUGAAAGUGUGAUCACAUGAAUAUAAGUCCUUAGUUGAUAUUAAGUAAAUUUAUUUAUUGUUGUGACUGAUUCUACUCUUCUGGUAACAAACAAGUGCCUUAAGAACAGCACCAUGUGAUAGCAAAUGGCUUUUUUACAUGUUUUGAUAAGUGUUUCGGUAUUCAAAUUAAAGGAAAAGCUAGCAUCCUCUCCUAGAAAUUGGUAAAUCACCUCUGUGUUGAAGCAUGCUGAACAAAGAGUUCUGUGGAGAACCAAGUUUGUACAUAGUGUAUAAUUUAUGUUAUAAAUAUGUUCAACUAAAUAUCAGUUUGUAAAAUUGCAGUCUUAUGUACAGAGAAAUUUUGUUAAUUCAAAGAUAUAAAUCAUCAUUGCUUGAGCUCAUCAGGUGAUAUUUUAUUUUGUAUUACUCUGCAGCAUGAAUGUUUUUAAUAUCAUUUGUCUGCUUGUGUUUGGAAAACGUUCUGGUAUAACUGAUAUUGCCAUAAAUCCUGUACCUUCAAUGAAGUUAUGCAAUCACUGG
Messenger RNA from Chiroxiphia lanceolata (lance-tailed manakin), 6764 nucleotides. It is a transcript of the gene VCAM1, whose product is annotated as vascular cell adhesion molecule 1. Gene Ontology annotation, molecular function: integrin binding. The record is from RefSeq and is a predicted model, not a curated record. The coding region runs from base 4639 to 6255 and encodes 538 amino acids. The transcript has 9 exons. Gene Ontology annotation, cellular component: membrane. NCBI's taxonomy places the organism in Eukaryota, Metazoa, Chordata, Aves, Passeriformes, Pipridae. Gene Ontology annotation, biological process: cell-cell adhesion.